GCUCGGCCGAGUCCAGCCUUGCCGUCCCGCCGCCGGCUGCCCUGCGCUCAAGGUUCACUGCCCGGGUGCAAGGCGAGUCGACCGGUGGGCGCGGCGUUUUUAUGCGGCGGGGCCGGCGCUGGCGACUUCAGACGGCAGCAGCGUGCGCGCGGCCGCGGCGAGAGCGGCGCCCGGUGCCCAGUCGCGCGCCGACUCUCGUGUGGGCUGUGCCAGCUCGCAGGAGUGACACACCAGCGCACGAGCGCGGCGCCGCACCGAGCCUUAUGCCGAGUUGGGGACGCCAGCGCGGAGCCAGGCUGGGCCAGCUGCGCGCCCAGAUGGCCGCCGAGGAGGACAUGGUGCAGUUCGACAAGGACGACCCGGACUUCGUGGCGCCCCAGCCGGCAGAGUCCAUCCCCGAUUACCGAUCGGAAUUUGGCUUGCUGGGGAGUGCCCGAGGAGUUCCGAAUCCAGCCAACAGCGCCAUCUUCCGCGUGCGCCGGUUCUUCGACAGCCUGAACCGGUCGGAUUCGUCGCCGCUGGAGGAGCGCUCGCCGGCGCCGCCCGACCGCCGCAGCCUGCUGCUGCGCCGUUACCUGCACCGGCACCGGCUGCAGCACAGCCGCUCGACGCCGGGCCGCACGGGCGCCGCCAAGCCGGCAGACAGCCCGUGGCCUUCGCCGGCCCGCGGCCGCCGCCAGCCGCCCCUGCGCGACGUGCAUUCCACGCCCGAGGUGUCUCUGGGCGAAGACGCGCUCUCGUCGGCCAGCAGCCUGACCAACGUGUCCACCAUUAGCAGCAGCUACGUGGGCGACGAGCUCGAUCUGGACGACUGGGAGGACGAGCCCCAGGACGAGGAGCACUACCCUGACCAGGACUGGCUUAGCUGCGAACGCAGCGCCGCGCACUUGACCGUGGAAACUCGGUGCUCGUCGGCGGCCUCCAGCUUCCGCUCGGGGAUCCACUUCACGGCGCGCGCCGCCGCCACCCCGUCGAGCGUGGGCUCCGGUAUCCAGUUCACGGUGGGCGCUGGCGCGGAGCCCUCCAGCUACGGCUCGGGUCUGCACUUCUGCGCGCCGCCCGCCAUGGACGAGCGAGACCAGCACGCUCCCAGCACCCUCACCGAGGAGUACGGCAAAAUGCUCACGCUGGAGGAUCUCAAGGACUACAACAGCAACUGUCUCACAUGUGGCGUGAGCUGGCGCAACGAGGAGGCGUCGCUGGACUGCAAUGAGUGCGGCGGCUAUCCCCUGCACCGUCCCUGUCCAGAGUGCAGCGGCAAAUGUGGCGCCACCUGGGACCGCGACCUCACCAAGUCGCACGACAAGGCGCUGGCCGCCUGGGCCGGAGUGUGCCUCUUUCAGCCCGCCAAGGGCCUCUGCCAGCACAUCAAGGAACUCCGUGCCAACAGUUGAUGGCUGGACGGGGCCCCGCGUGUGGGUUGGCCAGCGGCGCGCCUCUAGAGCUAAUGCUGGCUACCGCGCGGUCGUCUGCACGGAGGUGCCUGCGCGUGGCGCCGCCGUGGCACGGUGUGACUGGCCGCGGGGCCGGCGCGGGCGCCGCGGCCUCUGCGGCCCGACGGAGGAACCGAGCACGGCCCGACGGUGGGACCUAGCGCGGCCCGACGGUGGGACCGAGCGCAGCCCGACGGUGGGACCGAGCGCGGCCCGACAGUUGGACCGAGCGCGGCCCGACAGUUGGACCGAGCGCGGCCCGACAGCGGGACCGAGCGCGGCCCGGCGGUGGGACCGAGCGCGGCCCGACGGUUGGACCGAGCGCGGCCCGACGGUGGGACCUAGCGCAGCCCGACGGUGGGACCGAGCGCGGCCUGACGGUGGGACCGAGCGCGGCCCGACGGUGGGACCGGGCGCGGCCCGACGGUGGGACCGAGCGCGGCCCGACGGUGGGACCGAGCGCGGCCUGACAUGGGUCGGCUCUGCCUCGGCCGCUGUCCGACUUGUGUAAUUUUUCAAUCGCCGCAGGCCUAACAACCGGCUUAUGUGUCCAGCACUUGAGCAAAGUGUAGGGUUUUGUGUCUGAUUUAUCGCCUAUGAACAAAUAAAGUUGCUAAAAGCGAGA
Molecule: messenger RNA, 2058 nt
Organism: Pollicipes pollicipes
Lineage: Eukaryota; Metazoa; Arthropoda; Thecostraca; Pollicipedomorpha; Pollicipedidae
Exons: 7
Coding region: 102-1394 (430 amino acids)
Source: RefSeq, a predicted model, not a curated record